AUGGCGUCUUUACAAACACGAAAAUUAUGCUCCACUGCUGGCUCCUGUAAACAAACCGCUGCCACGAAUUGUGAGGGUUGCUUACAAUCUUUUUGUACUAAACAUUUCAUUGAUCAUCGCAAUGCACUCAGCGAAGAAAUGAACGAUAUCAUUAGUGAAUAUAAUUGUCUUAAAAGUACAUUUGAUCAAUCAGCAGAACCUGAUUCACAUCCAUUUUUCAAAGAUAUUGAUCAAUGGAAAGAAGAUUCCAUUACGAAAAUUCAACAAAAAGCACAAGAAUUACGCAUCGAGCUAUUUCAACUAAUAGCAAUACGUAAAGCUGAAAUUCUGGAGAAACUUCAACAAGCAUGUGAAGAAAUCAAAAAUAGUCAAGAAAUUGAUAAUUUCAUAGAGUUAGAUCUUCUACAAUGGAAAACUACUCUACAAAAUCUAAAAGCAAAAUGUGAUCCAACGUUAGCGUUUUCAUUGGAGCCACGUGAUGAUUUACCAGUAGUGCACAAUGUUUCUGUCAUAUUUACAUUAGAUAACGAACUAUUUGGACAAGUAUUUGACAAUGCCGUGCAAAUACAACAAAAUGGAGAAAUAGCAAUUCAUGAUGCGUCACAUAAUUACACGGAAAUUCGAGGAAAAAAUGAAUAUACCACAGGUCGUCAUCGAAUUCGUUUAUGCAUUGAUCAAUCUGCUGAUAGUUGGACAUUUCUAGGUAUUAACUCAAAAUCAACACUUUUACAAAAACAAUCCAGUAGCUCAAAAUCAGCCUAUGGAUGGACCAAUAAUAACUAUAUUUGGUCAAAUGGAGGAUGUCAGCCAAACAAAUCUGCUGCUCGUAUUGAGAUGAAAAUGAAUGAUAUGAUUACUUUAACUUUUGAUUGUAACCAUCGUAAAAUUUCGAUGAUCAAUGAGCGAACACAGGCAAACUAUGAAUUGCUUGUCAACAUUGAUCAUUGUCCAUUUCCUUGGCAAUUUCAUGUUAAUCUGUAUGAAGCCAACAGUCGUAUACGCAUUUUAUCAACUUAA
Messenger RNA from Rotaria socialis, 1017 nucleotides. The record is from the annotation of a GenBank genome assembly. Lineage: Eukaryota; Metazoa; Rotifera; Eurotatoria; Philodinida; Philodinidae.